AUGUCUGACCUAAUUAACAAACCAUUCCCAUCCAAGGACUUCAAGUUCCAAUACAUUGACAUCUCCCAAGAUGAUUCCAAGCAAGAAUCAUGUAAGAUGCCACAAACUGUCUCCUGGGCAGAUUUCCUAAAGCAAAACAAGACAGUCGUCAUUACGGGUGCACCCGCUGCGUUCUCUCCAACAUGUUCCAUCUCUCACAUUCCAGGUUACGUUUCGUACGAGAGUGAAUUGGUUCAAGACAAGCAUGUGGACCAAGUUGUUGUGUUGACUGUGGACAAUCCAUUCGCCAACCAAGCCUGGGCCAAGAGUCUUGGUGUUACGGACACGACUCAUUUCAAGUUUGCUUCGGAUGCCGGGUGUGCCUUGAUUAAGACGCUAGGUUUCGAAAUGGAAGUCGGCGAUAACGUAUUCUGGAGUGGUAGAUGGGCUAUCAUUGUUAAGGAUGGUAAGAUCACUUAUGCUGCUAAGGAGGAACAUCCUGCUACUGAAGUUACGGUCACGUCUGUUGAGACCAUCUUGACCAAGUUGUAA
Naumovozyma castellii is the source of this 531-nucleotide messenger RNA. RefSeq names its product thioredoxin peroxidase AHP1 (gene AHP1). Lineage: Eukaryota; Fungi; Ascomycota; Saccharomycetes; Saccharomycetales; Saccharomycetaceae. The coding region runs from base 1 to 531 and encodes 176 amino acids. The transcript has a single exon. The record is from RefSeq and is a predicted model, not a curated record.